Molecule: messenger RNA, 3786 nt
Organism: Colletotrichum lupini
Lineage: Eukaryota; Fungi; Ascomycota; Sordariomycetes; Glomerellales; Glomerellaceae
Exons: 5
Coding region: 1-3786 (1261 amino acids)
Biological process (GO): regulation of transcription by RNA polymerase II; DNA-templated transcription
Cellular component (GO): chromatin
Molecular function (GO): RNA polymerase II cis-regulatory region sequence-specific DNA binding; DNA-binding transcription factor activity, RNA polymerase II-specific; zinc ion binding
Source: RefSeq, a predicted model, not a curated record
AUGAACGACUCCUACGCCAUGGCUGGUGCUGGUGAGAACCAUCGUCGCUCAGAGAGCUCAGAAGGCUUGAUGGGCGAAGACAAGACCUUUUCUUGCACGCACCCUGGGUGCAACAGACGCUUCACUCGGGCUGAGCAUAUGCAACGUCAUGCUCUCAACCAUAUGCCUGGCGGGUUGAGCUGCGAUUUAUGCAAUGCCCACUUCAAGCGACCUGAUCUGUUGAAACGGCAUAUGGACCGUCACCGCCAAAAAGAUCUCGAAGCAGGCGGACCAGGCUGCGGCGUUUUAGACACACGAAAGCGAUCUUGGAAGGCCCCGGACGGGUCUGUUGUAGAAAAGCGGCCCUGCCCGAAUCCGUCUGGACGGGGCCGGGCAUCGGGAGGAAAAGAGCGUCCUCAAGCUCAACAAGUUCCUUCACCUGACCCGGAACCCCACGACGGGGAUCAUAGUCUGUCCGGCUUAGACAUUGAGCCAGACCAAGACUACUCCAUCGACAACAUAUCACCAGAGUUUCACAGGCGCUCAACCUUGGAUCUUCGGCCAGGAAGCCAGAGCGACGCUCAACAGUAUUCCAUUGGACGUCAAGACGUUUUCAAUCCAACUGAACCUGUCACCAACUUCUCGGGGUUCCCUCCUUCUUUACAGUUUUCCGAUUUUAUAGGAUCGGAGAGCCACUUCGACAUUAAUACGACCCAGUCCAGUAGCUGGGGUGAGACAUCAUUCAUGAGCGAACAGUUGGACUACGAUCAGAUCUUCCAACCCGACACUGCCAGCUCCUUUAAUAUGCCAUACACGACUGCGCUGGAUUACAACUGGCUAUUCAACAUGCAAGAAAACUCGGCCCCCACCGCAGCGUCGAGACCUUCGAAUCUAGCUCAAGAUUUUGAAACUCACGUGGCAAACAAUCAAUCCCAAACUAAAUCGCAAGCAAACGUCGCCAUCACACCGGAGUCGAUGAAGAGCGCACAGCUGUGGACAGAGCCCAUGGAGAUGACUAGCAAGGAUCAGGAGAGGCAGAGGUCGUCCGAUCCACCAAGCAACACCUCAACAACCGCUAGUGAAGCUGCCAGACGGCAAGCGAUGAGAAACUCCAGGGAGAGGAGCUCAGACAUCGCGCAGUUUCGAAGACCUAGCGAUGCGCCAUCAGCAGCUCGGCAGCGUUACCCUGCACCCAGCCGGCCAACUCCGACCGAACCAGAAAGACCACUGUCUUCCUUGAGGAAGCCGCUAACAAUCCCUCCUAUUGGCGAAGAUGUGAGAGAGAGGUUGUUAAACGUCAUUGACGGCGCCAAGCCCAACCUGCCUGACCAACGCGCCACAAUAUGGGAGCACCCGUUACUAUCAGCGGACUCACUAAAGUCGUAUCUGGAGCUAUUCUUCACUCGCUUCAACACCGCAUACCCACUCAUCCACCUAGAGACAUUUGACUGCAGGAAUACCGAACCUUUGCUACUGUUGUCCAUCCUGCUGUUAGGUGCUACGUACUCGAGCAAAGACUGUCAUCAACUUGCUGUUUGCAUACAUGAUGUAAUCCGGCCGAGCAUCUUUGCCCAUGCCGGAUUCUCACCUAGACCAGAGCUCUGGACAUUGCAGACAAUCCUGCUGGUCGAGUGCUUUGGCAAGUCACGUGCCGGUCAGAAACAACACGACAUGAGCCAUUUGUUCCAUGGACUUCUGAUCAAUCUCAUUCGCCGUUCCGAUUGCCAGACUGUGCGACCGCCGGGUCCGCCACCAGUCUCGGGCGAAGAUAACGCCGGCAUCUUGGACCAGGCAUGGAGGAAGUGGGCCGAUGCGGAGCAGAAGAAAAGCCAGAGCAUAUGGGAAGCUCGGGAUGCCGCAUCAUGGGCGUCGGCAUGGCGCUCAAGUCUUAGCGACCAGAGGUUGUUCUACUUGCCCACUCUGAAAUCUUAUCUUACACCUUCAGCCCCGCGACCAGCUGGCCUCACUGGAUUCUCGAGGAUUCUUGUUCUUCAUGGCUUGAUGUCCAUCUCUUGGGACAUGGGCCGGCGUGAUCAGACGGCUCUGGGUGUCGUCUCCGGAGAUAGCUUCGGGAUGGGUUGGCGCAAAUUGCUGAGCACCGCCUACGACGCAUGGAAAAACGACUUUGAUGCAUUCUGCGGCAGCUUCGCGUCCCAAUUACAACGGGGAUCUGCCUCCCAGGCCCAGGGAGUUCAACGGCAGGAGGGCGACGAAGAUAUGACUCGGAAAGUGGAGUUCGAGUCGUUCGCGGCAGCAUACAAGGCUCUCUAUCAUUCAGCACAAGCUUUACUCAACAUGGACUUCUUGGAUGUUCAGAUAUACGCUGGUGCUCGUCACAUCCUCGGUAGGCCAGUACAGCAACGAGAUUACCACAGAUCCGCACAGGUUGUGAAGAAAUGGGCUGCGUCAGCUUGCGAGACACAGCAGCAGCAGCAAAACCACCCACUCGUCCCAAGACAAGAUCGAGGAGGGGCUGCCGACACCAACGCCGACCAAUCCAAGCAAUCCGCGUCCGAAGCAGCAUGGCACGCGGCGAGAAUGCUAGUCGAAACCAAGAGAACGCUGAACAGCAUGGAGGCCAUGAACCUCUUCCACGUGCCGUGGUGUCUGUACCUGGCGACGCUUACCUGCUGGGCCUAUCACCACGCGCGACCUAGUCGAUCGUACGGGGCAUCUUCGCGGCGGGCGUUUGACGCCUUUGAUGAUGAGGAUGACUUUGAGGACGACGAGAUGAUUUGGGAUCCGCAAGGUGAGAUGGAGGCUCUGGUUGCGAGCAUGUCGGAGCGCGCGGUACGGGGCGAGGUCGCUCUACGGAGAGAGCGGAAGAGGACGAAUGGCUUGGUUUGGAUUAUGGCGGACGUUUUGACGACGGUGAGAUGGGGGAUUGUGCACGCUGGCGUAGUGGUGUUACGGGGUCUUGUGCCUCAGCGCCUGAUCAACCAUGCAUUCUACACAGUCAGCUUGAGCGGCGAUGUGUUCAGCCGAAGCUUGGCUGACAAUGUUGAGAUGCCCAUGUCAGAGUUCAAGCGUGGAUCUAUCGGCAACAUGACGGCAAUUAACUACUAUGAGCGUAUAACGGAGGUCUAUCGUUUGGACAAUACUCCAAUUUUGAUCGCUUCUGCCGUCAGCUUCAUCAUCGGCUACCUCCAGUAUACCUACGUUGUCAGGCUCACCUUACGUGAAGGAAAGGGCCCGAUGCCCUUCUGGAUGCAUUCAUUUUACCUCGCCCACGACUCGACAUGGUCUUAUACCCUUGGCAAGGCCGCCUCUCAGUACGGGGAGCACUGGUACCUGAGAGGCACGUCAAUAGCGCUCUUCCUCUGGACGAUGCUGGAAGUAUGGACUAUCCAUCGAUCCAUCACCAAAGAGCGCGAUGCCAGCUUUGGGAAUGUCCUCGGAAAGCAGCCAUCAAUGUCGGCAGCCAUUACAUACGCCCUGGCGCUGCAGAUGGGCAUGUACUCGAUCGUGCUUCUGGCCAUUGAGUUUAUGGGUGAGGGGUCCGUCAUGCAAUGGUUCUGCUUCACCAACGUCCUGAUCGUCCUUGGGCCUACUCAUCACUACUUGAGGGCUGGGUCCCGGCAUGGACUAUCUCUCGGUUUCUGCGUUGUCAACAUCAUCGGCACCAUCUGGACCUUUGCGCCUUUCGGGUUCUUUGUGCUCACUAUUCCGGAAAUCUUCGAUCAACAGUUGUACUAUAUCAUUGGGGUUAUUCUCACAGUGUAUUCCGUUGGGUGCUUCCACGUGGUAUCCCAGUAUCCGAGCAAGACUAGAGUCAUGGAUAAGGGUGGGAAGCAGCCAAUCUGGUAG